AAUUAAAGAAUCAAUUUAUAAGGUUUUUACAAACAUAGAAAAAGUUGACACAUCCACUCUAAUAUCUGUAAUAAAUAAUUGGAAGGAAUCAGAAGAUGUUAAGGAAUGUUUGAAAGCCUUAAUCCUAAUGAUGAUGAAAGCCACUCAAACAUUGAAAUUAUUAAUCUACUUGUGUGAAAAAGAUUGA
Molecule: messenger RNA, 187 nt
Organism: Entrophospora candida
Lineage: Eukaryota; Fungi; Glomeromycota; Glomeromycetes; Entrophosporales; Entrophosporaceae
Source: the annotation of a GenBank genome assembly